GUCUCGGCUACGAUCGCUCACAGUUCUCGCGCGCGUGCUCGGCUGGCCAUCGCUGGCCAUGCCUCUCCCACCCGCGCCGCACACUGCCACACCCAUCACUCCCGCACACACCACGCCCACCACCCCCGCCGCCAUGCUCUCCGAUAUCGAGCCGGGCCAUGGCGCGCGAUACCCGGCCGGGCCUUUCGUAGGUCCUUCUGCCGGCGCGGCAUACCCGGUCUCGGCUCCUCCUCCGCCUCCGCACUCCGUACCCUCCGCACGCUCCUCGCGCCUCUCGCUCGCCGCGGUGUGCGGCACAUUGCGCCUCGCGAUCCAACGUGAAGCAAGCGAAAGAUUGCCGACGGAAGUAUGGGAGGAUGUAGAUGGGAUAUAGAGCCAGAAGGGGGGAGGGAAUAAGGCGGGCCUCCACCCGAGUCCUCACCUCUGUGUUCGUGGAGAGUGAUGAUGUAUACCAUGG
Molecule: messenger RNA, 457 nt
Organism: Cutaneotrichosporon oleaginosum
Lineage: Eukaryota; Fungi; Basidiomycota; Tremellomycetes; Trichosporonales; Trichosporonaceae
Source: RefSeq, a predicted model, not a curated record